Aureobasidium melanogenum CBS 110374 is the source of this 789-nucleotide messenger RNA. Its product is annotated as pali-domain-containing protein. The transcript is spliced from 2 exons. Gene Ontology annotation, cellular component: cell division site; growing cell tip; plasma membrane. The annotation marks the transcript as partial. The record is from RefSeq and is a predicted model, not a curated record. Lineage: Eukaryota; Fungi; Ascomycota; Dothideomycetes; Dothideales; Saccotheciaceae.
AUGGUGCGGCCAGCGACUCCGCUUUCUGUUCUAUUCUUCAUCGCCUUCGUUUUGCUGUUGCUGAGCACGCUUUCUACGCCCAUUAUCCAAGCCAUUCCCCUGGCCCAAUUCGAUGGUGUCGACUUUGGAGUCUUUGGUUAUUGUCAGAAUGGAAAAUGCAGUUCCUUGAGGGUUGGUUACGACACAGACAAACUAUUCUCAGCCGCCGACAACAAUGAAUUCUCUCUACCGUCGAGUACUCGAGCCUCGCUCUCGUCCAUUCUCAUCGUCCAUCCUGUCGCAGCUUUCUUGACCCUCAUUUGCUUCGCCCUGGCUGUCGCAGCCCACUUCCACUCGCCGGCCCACUCUCCUCGCUAUCUUCUGGCUCUGCUCAUCCUGACAUUCCCCACACUCCUUGUUGCUCUCUUAGCUUUCCUGGUCGACAUUCUCUUGUUCGUUCCGCAUAUGCAGUGGGGAGGAUGGAUUGUUCUGGCAGCUACCAUCCUCAUUAUUGCUUCCGGUGUCGUUACUUGCGCUAUGAGAAGGACUCUGGUAUCAAGAAAGGCUCGCAAGAAGCGCAUUGCUGAGAAUGCUGAGAUGAACGGCGCCAACUACUACAACAACAUGCAGAGUGAGCGCCUCAUGGCUGAUGAGCUACCUAGAGCGGAUAGCCCCCCACCCAUGGAUGGCACUUUCGAUAACGCCAAAGGACCUCAAUUUGCAGCCUUCGAGACCAAGAGCAAUGAGAGGAGAAGUGACGAUCGCGCACCACUCAACCCUAGAGCGCCGUCUGUGACCAGCAACAAUACU